AUGAGUGGAGAUCAAAACACAAGUCGUUUAGAAUCUGUUCCUUCACAAGUGAUCAAUGCAAGACGAACAGAAUCACUAGAUGCUCCUCAUAUAAUUAAACUAGCUCAACAGACAACUAGUGAACUAUUUGGUAGAGUGGAUGUUGUUGAAAUUAUAGAAAAGGCUGUACUUGCUAUCACACUAAACAAUGAGAAAGACGAGAUUUUAGGCCAUGCAGCUUUUUAUGAUUAUCCAAACACUAAAUCUAUUGAUCAAGCAGAAUGGGUAGACUGGAUCAGAAACAAUUUUGAUGAAGUACAGAAGUCUUCAGCUUUCAAUACAUUAUUUCUGCAUUAUUUCGUGGCCAGACCAGGAUAUGCCAAUGGAUGUGCCAAAGAAAUUAUGCGCACAGCCUUCACUGCUAUUCCAGAUGUUCAUUUCAUUAUUUUGAUGGUACCAAAUGGAACAUUUCCAGAUCCAUCAUUAUCAGAGAUUUUUCAACCAUUAAAGAGAAUUAACAGUGUUGGUAGUGAAGUAACAGCUUUUGUUUGUAAAAGACAUGAUCAUGUUCCAGUUCUACACGUUAGACAGGCCAGAGUGGAAGAUAAUGAUGAUUUAACACCAAUAUUUAAUAGACAAAGUGAUAUGUUAAAAUCUAUUUAUGGAGACUUCUUUCUAGCAGAAUUGAUAGAAGCACAAGAUGAUGAAAUGCAAUGUUUAGUGGUUGAGGCAGAAGGUACAGCUUGUGGAUUUACCAGUUUGAAUAAAAAUGUAAAUUAUGAUCUACUAAAUGAAUGUUUUGAGUUGGCACCAUUCCAUGGAUUAAGGAAACCACACGAUGAAGAUGAUUUAGUUCCACCAGCAACUCCUGUACCUUCACCAAUUACUGUAGAAACACGAAGAGAAGAUUCUAUUCAUUCAAGAGAAUCUAAAACAGAAAGUCCUAGUUUAGAUAAAGAUGAAACUACUCUUAAAACAGAAACUAGUAAACUAGAGACAUCUGAUAAACUCAAAACUAGCAGACAAUCUAGUGCUGCUUCAGCUAGAGGUUUGUUACUAUUCAGUUUGAUUCUUUUUGAUACUGUUGUGUAUUCCAGAGCUUCUGAGAGAAAAAAAGGUUUUGCCUUAUCUGAACAAAGAUUUAGAUUUGUACCAACAUAUAAAGGAGAAGCUAAUGCUUUCACUAUACAAUUAUUUUGUAUUGAUGAAAAAUAUGAAAUGAGAUCAAAAGAUAUUCUAUCUAAAGCCUUCUCAUUGUUUCCUCACUGUGAUUUCUGUAUUAUAACAGUACCACAUUUAGUUCCUGAAUUUCCAUUAUUACAUGGUUUUGUGAGAGUUACACCUAGAAGUCCAAGUACAUUAUCUCAAGAACUUUAUGUAUUUCACAGAUCUGGACUUCUAAAAAAUUUCAAUGUACGAACAGCCUGUACUAAAGAUAUACAUGGUGUAGAGAAUUUAGUGAAAAGUAUACAUUGUCAAUCUGAUUUAUUGGAUGAUUUUAAACAGUUUCGUGCUGCAAGACGGGAUGAGGAUGGUAAAGAAAUUCAAGCUUUUGUAGCAGAAUGUUCAGAACAGAUAGUUGGUGUCUGUAUUGUAAGGAGAGAAGAGGAUAUAGAAUAUAUAAGAUCACAUUAUAAUAUAGAAGAUUUUAUAUAUUUUAAUCAUCACAGAAGAGAAGAUCAUGGUCAUCUUCACCAUUUUGCUCUGAAUCCAGUUUUCUCACAUCUUUCUAAACAUUUCCUCAAGGAAGUGUUAAGAUUAGGACAUAAAACAUGCUUAUAUUACCCUCUAUAUCCACCUUAUAUAUCACACGAGCUUACCACCAAAAAUACCAUGAUAUCAGCAUUAAAUGAUUUGGUACCAGUAAGAGCUAGAAGACAAGUUAACUAUAAUAUUGAUAUAUUAGGAGAGAAUUCACCAUCUGAUAGAGUGCUGAAACAAACACAUCCAUUUGCUCUAUGUCAUAUUAAUAGAAAACUGACUCUCGAACCUAAGGUCACUAUCAAUGCUAGAAUUGUAGUGGUUGGAGCAUCAGAUGUAGGUGUAGCAUUUUUAGAGACAUUGGCUUACUGUCCUCAUUUAAGAUUCAAUAAUGUAACAUUGAUAUCCCCGCAUGGUUUUCCUGGUGAAAUAGAUCCAAGUUUAUUACAACAUCCAAUGUUAACUAAAAACUAUCCUACCAGUAAAGAUGAAGAGAUAUGGUCGUUUUUAAGAACAUGGAUUAGUAUAGUUUAUGGAAAGAUGACUGGAAUUGAUAGAACCAGGAAACAAGUCAAAGUAAACUCUAGCUUCAUAGUUCCUUAUGACCACCUCAUCAUCUGUACUGGACAACAGUAUCAAGUACCAUGUCCCACAGAAGCUUCCUUAGAACACGGCGUAACCAAUAAGGAACUUCCCAACAGUCCUGAUAGAAGAUAUAAAGGAUCCCAACCAAAUAACCUGUACCUUGUUAAUGAUUAUUAUGAUAGUUUAACUUUACAACAUGCUAUACAGAAUAAAUUGAUGCCUUCCAACAAUAAGAUACUGCUAUAUGGUAACAAUAUAGACACCUAUACUUGUAUACAAUCAUUAUUGCAAUAUGGUAUUACUGGUGAUAAUAUACUAUUAGUUUUACCACCUCAAGCUUAUGAUGUGACUUGUUUUAACAACAAAGUAAUAGAAGAUACAGUUCGUAAAGCACUCAAUGAUAAUGGUAUUAAGAUAUAUGAGGGCUUUUUAUUAGCUGAAUGGACUCUAAAUGAUGAUACUGAUAUUACAUCUGUCAGUUUUACAUCAGAUGAUGAACCACUAACUUUAUCUUGUCAUGCUUUCUUCUCACUCUACAAGAAAGCAGUUGAUAUGGAUUCUUUCAAAGCUAUCAAUGAUGCUUGUUUAGUAUAUGAUGGUAAAUUAGUAGUGGAUUCAUUAUUUCAUACUAAUGAUGUUAGUAUACGUGGAGCUGGUACUCUUACUAAAUACCAACGUAAAUACUAUGGUAAUAAAUGGUCACAUGCAAACUUUAAUUCUAAAGAAAUUGGUAUUGCUUUGGCAACAGAAAUUUUAAAGUUAUUUGAUCCAACUGUUGAACCUGAAGCUUAUCCUAGAGAAGAACAGUUUAAUUUGAUACCUUUAUACCGAGCUCCUAAAAUACAAGUUACUAUGUUACCAGGUGGCUAUAAUUACCUUCAUGUAAAGAAACCAGGAUUAGAUGUUCCCUUGGAAAUACAAAUGGCCAAUGAAGAUUAUGGUAAAGAAUUAGUUACUGGUGAACCAGAUUCAGAGAAAGGUUAUUUUAGAUUACAUGUUAAUCUAUAUAACAGUAUUGAAACUAUAACAUGUCUAGCAAAACAGGAAGUCACCUGUAGUAAUUUGCUAUGUCUGUAUGGUUUACAUGAGAAAUAUCUGAACAACUUGGUGUCCAGAUUUGAUGAAGGUCUUAUUACAGACUUUUACAGUUAUUUUAAAGAGAGUUGGUGUGUAGGUCUAUAUCAUGAUAGAUUUUCUGAUUUAAGAGAUGAAUUGAGGGAACUUUUGAUCACCAGUCCUGAGGAAGGUAAAGAGACAUUAGAAGAUCAAAUAAGACAAUUAAUUGAUGAAGAAAUGUCGUUAAACAGUAAACAACAUGAUGAAUUAAAUGAGAUAUAUAAACUUAGUGGAGCGAAACAGGCUGUAGAAACUAGACUACUCAAUUUCUUAAGUUAUAAUUAUUAUCAUUUACCAAUGUAUGCCAAACCUGGCAUGGUGUAA
This is a messenger RNA of Lottia gigantea (owl limpet), 3705 nucleotides long. RefSeq lists its product as hypothetical. The record is from RefSeq and is a predicted model, not a curated record. Bases 1 to 3705 code for a protein of 1234 amino acids. Lineage: Eukaryota; Metazoa; Mollusca; Gastropoda; Lottiidae. The transcript has 29 exons.